CUUCACUCUCAUCCUCCUCCCACCCUUGCAUGUUCUCAACAUGAAGUCGCGCGCGACGAGGGUACUCCUUACCACGAGACCUCCCCUUCGACCCGCAGCGCGCACCCUGCGAUUCCCCAGCAAAUCCCUCCCGCCGACAGCGCAGCUCUGCAGGCAAUGGACAGCGCCAUUCACCACCUCCGGUCCCUCCUUGCGACGGUACGCGACGGCCGCAACAUCAACAGCAACGACAUCAGUGACGGGUGGAGUGGGCGGGCAAGAACCACCUCUCGCGCCGUUUCUUCCAACGCCUGUGGCCGCCUCGGAGAACCUGCGCGCUGUGCUUAAAGACGUCGAGAAGUUGCUCGUCACGGACAUUGGCGGGUCGUCGGCAUGGUACGAUCGAAUCAAGGCGGCUAAUGCGGACCUCUCGGCGACACGCCGGGCACGUCUUGCUGUGUACGGUGACCCGGUCGCUGCGCCGCACGACGUGGUUUCCGCGUUUCUGCAGGACCCACUCUCGGACUCUGAUGUGAUGCGCAAGGCUAUCCUUGACCGCUACUUCGGCACAAGCAAGGAUACACUCUUUAUUUCCCUUGCCAACGAGCCAUCUCGCACCGAUGGCCGAUUGGGCGCCCCAUCUUCUUGGCUCCAGGCGUCGGGCUGCGACGUGGCCGAGAUUGCGCAGGGCCCGCAGGCCGAGUCGCAAAUACUGGCGUGCGAUGCUGUUGCCUUCGUUCUCGACCCCGUGCGCCUCGCCACGACGCCCUUCCUUAGCAAGCUGUUGCCCCUCGCCCUCGGCAAGGGGCACGUUCAGUUCAUUGUGAACGGUCCCCUUCCCGCACAUCAAACAGAGGAGACAUUGCGGGCAAUGCUGGACAAGCAGCUUGCGGCCAUCGCCGUGCCGACGGGCUGCAAGAGCUACGAUGUCACGUUUGUUCAGGCGGAUCUGGCGCUGCGGGCGUUGGAUGCUUUGGCUCGCGCUUUAAGCGAGCCUGAUGGCGAAAGCAAAGGCCUGGCCUUCGACACGUUCCAGCAUGACUUCCCGGCAUCCAAAAUUGGCCCGCUGCAAGCACAGUUGAUGCACCUUGCGCCGACCGACGCGCAGAUAGCAACCGCAGCCAGCACCGCCCGGCUGGCGCUGGCAUACACAAACGGUGUGGUGGCCAGCGACCGCGACGUUCUUCGAAAGGCGUCCGAUGUUGUGUCACAGCUGCGAAAGGAAGCAGUCGACGGGUCGGGUCGUGCGCGUCGCCUAAGCGUUGUGAGCAUGGGGAGCUCGAGCGGCAUCGUCGACGGCAGUGUCGAUGCGAGCAUUCGCACUAACAAGCAUGCCCUCGAGCAGCUGUUCAAGGGGCGGCUGUCUUGGCUCGGCAUCCUUACGCGGUUGCGAGUCGACGACGUGAACGGCGACAUUGGUGGCUACAUUGCGCGAAACUUUGCGCGCGACAUCGAGCAGCAGCUGGUGUUCGAGGCCGGGCAACUUAGCCAGCUGCAAUCGCAGCUUGGGAAGCAGAGUGACGAGACGGCGCGAAGCCUCACCUCCUCAUCUACCUCAGAACGGGCGGGCCACCCCUUCUCCUCACCUCUCCUUCUGAACCACCUCGCCUCGCUUGCCCUCGCCAUUCCCUCGGUGACGCCUACGUCCCUCCUUCCCCCUGUCGCGACGCGGCGCGCGCAGCUCGUCAACACCGCCGUUCCUCAGCUGCAGGUAACGGCGCAGCGCGCGCUCGGCUCCUCCAUCACCUUGGCGCUUGCAGGCACAGCGGGAGCAUGGACAGCCUUUGCCCCACCCCUUAGCUGGAUUAGUGGCGCCACCGCUGUUGGGCUCGGCGCGCUCGCUGUCGUGUCUUCACUCGCCCUCGGCCAAGCGUGGUGGGCUAAGGGCCAGCGUCGCUUCUGGAAGGACUGGAACCGCGUUACUGCUAUGCUCAAGGACGACCUUUGUGCCAACUUUGACAGCACGGUUGACAAACUCGUGCUUGCUCGCCCGCGCGUGACCGCCGACGGACUCCAGGAACUCGUGCGGAAACGUGAGGAGCGGUUGAACAAGCUGGAGCACAGGAUUAUCACGCUUGAGGAACAUGUCGAGGCGCUCGAGCCUAGCCCUCAGCCUGCAUCGAAGCGAUAGCAUAGACUAAAAUUAAUGUAUAGCAUACACCUGUUG
Messenger RNA from Cutaneotrichosporon oleaginosum, 2146 nucleotides. RefSeq lists its product as uncharacterized. The record is from RefSeq and is a predicted model, not a curated record. Lineage: Eukaryota; Fungi; Basidiomycota; Tremellomycetes; Trichosporonales; Trichosporonaceae.